Molecule: messenger RNA, 1815 nt
Organism: Penicillium griseofulvum
Lineage: Eukaryota; Fungi; Ascomycota; Eurotiomycetes; Eurotiales; Aspergillaceae
Product: Zn(II)2Cys6 transcription factor
Exons: 8
Coding region: 1-1815 (604 amino acids)
Biological process (GO): regulation of DNA-templated transcription; DNA-templated transcription
Molecular function (GO): DNA binding; zinc ion binding; DNA-binding transcription factor activity, RNA polymerase II-specific
Source: RefSeq, a predicted model, not a curated record
AUGCCGCGCAGUGGUCCAGUUAAAGUCGCCUGUCGCCUGUGUCAUGACCGGCGUGUCAAAUGCGAUCGCAGUGAAGGUGUCGCGUGUUCCAACUGCCGGAAUGCCCGGCGCCAAUGCGAGCUAAUUAUAUCUCAGCGUGGACGGAAACGAAAGCUUCCUAUCUUACCCACUGAAGCAGGCUCAAGCAGGGGUCUCUCGAUGACCUCUCGCAAUGUGCCGUAUGAAGGAGUGACCAGUUCAAACCCACUAGCCACGCAUGCUCAAGACGAUAGAGAUAAGCCACAGCAAGAGCCGUGUUUCCCAGCUCUUGGACCAAGCGGUAAAACGCAGUAUGUUGCAGACUCUUCUAAUCUUAACUACUUGGUUCAACAAUUUGGGAAUCCCUUCGGAGGUUCGACAGAUUACGAAGGAGCUUUUGACCUCCCAUCACAAGAGACUAGUCAGGCCCUUCUCGGCGCUUACUUCCACUUUUCACUUGCUGCACUGCCUAUUCUUGAUAAGUCAAGGUUUCUUGUCACUCUCGAGGAAGGUAAAUACUCGCACUUGCUCUUGAAUGCUGUUUAUCUCGCUGCUACUGUAUAUUGUGCGGAUUCUGUCAUUGCCGAUGCCGGAUUUGUGUCCCGAUACGCUGCAAGCCUCACCUUUUACCAGAGAGCCAAAUCUCUUUAUGAUGCUGGAUAUGAAACCGAUUCUAUUGUGACCAUCCAAGCCACAUUUCUCAUGUGCUAUUGGUGGAAUGGUAUUCUAGAGCACAAAGACCCUUGGUACUGGGUUGGUAUCUCUGUGGGAAUAGCGCAGGCUUUAGGACUGCAUCAAACAAAGUCAUACGUGCGUCUUGAAGAGAAGGAUCGAAAGCUAUGGCGAAGAUUGUGGUGGAUGAUAUAUGCCAUGGACAUAAAUCUGUCGAUGCUUCUCGAUCGUCCUCCACACGUACAAGGAAGACUUUGCAAUGUUUCUCCUCUAUCAGAAGCAGAUUUUGAACAAGUCGGCGGAUCUCAAGAGACAGACAACGACUAUGAGGCAAAUACAUUUGCGAUAAACGUUGUGCAACUAGCUCAGACGGUGGAUCAAUUCUUCACUAUUAAAUACGACAAAGAUACGGGCCAUUCGCAAGAUAUCUGCUUAGAGCAGAUUUCCUUGUGCUAUUCAUCCCUUUCCCCGGAAUUCAGGUCCUUAUCAGCGAAUAGUAGCAAGUGGGCUAUAUUGACUCAUAUACUUUACCAGGAAUACCGACUAGUUUUGCAUCGGAGCAAUCCAAGAUUCUCUCUCAAUAUCGGGCCAGACUCGCCGACAUUCGAGAUAUGUACAGAGAUCUCCCACAUGCUCGAAAUACUCGUGGCGAAUAAUCUUCUCUAUGCAGCCGCAGCCAGCAUAACUGCACCCGUGCUAUCGGUUCUCGCGAUCUAUAUCGUCAACAUACACAAAGGCGAUACAGGUGUCCGAAUGAUCUCACAGAAUCGUGCCCGUUUCUGCAUGUCGAUACUUGACAAAUUGCAAGAUCGGUUCCCGGUACUUGCGGCCAUCUAUCCAAUUUAUGAAUCCCUGCUCGGGCGAUACUCUGCAGGUGUGCAGGCACAAGAUGGCGAAAGGAUACCAGAGCGUCCGGCAGGAUCUGAGAUGCAGAAUGGUUCGUGUCAACUUGAUAACGAAAGCAAUAUUGGUGAGAUGAACCCCACUGGAGGGUUAUCUGAUCAAGUUCCGCAAGAUGGCAUCGGAAUUGCGUUUCCUUUCUCGUUUCCUUUCGGGAACUUGUUUGAAGAUGUCUUUUUGAACUCGCCCUCUCAAUCUACGGCUUAUUGUGAGGAUGAUGUAUAG